AUGGCCGCCAUCAAGGCGCUGCAGCAGUGGUGCCGGCAGCAGUGCGAGGGCUACCGGGACGUGAGCAUCACCAACAUGACCACGUCGUUCCGCGACGGCCUGGCCUUCUGCGCCAUCCUGCACCGCCACCGGCCCGACCUCCUAGACUUCAGUGCUCUCAGGAAGGAAGACGUCUACAAGAACAACGAGCUGGCCUUCCGCGUGGCCGAGGAGCAGCUGGGGAUCCCGGCUCUGCUGGACGCCGAGGACAUGGUGGCUCUGAAGGUGCCGGACCGGCUGAGCGUCCUGACCUACGUGUCCCAGUACUACAACUAUUUCCACGGGCGCUCCCCCAUUGGGGGCCUGGGCGGCAUAAAGAGGCCCCCCUCCGAUUCUGAUGAGGAGCCAUCCGGAAAGAAGGCCUCACCCCAGCCGGCCAGGCCUUCACCCACCCCAGCCCCGGGGCAGCCACUGUCUCCGGUCAGCACAAAUGCCAUUGUCCAGCGGAAGGCUGGGGGUGCAGAUGUCCCUCUGCUGAAGGCUGGCCCGGGCGCGGUGGGCGGCUCGGUCAGCAGCACCUGUGGGGUCUGUGGCCAGCACGUGCACCUGGUGCAGCGACACCUGGCCGACGGGAAGCUGUACCAUCGGGGCUGCUUCAGGUGUAAGCAGGUCUCCGGCACGCUGCGCUCGGGCGCCUGCAGGGCCACGGCGGAGCCAGGCCACCACCCCACAGACACCUCUGCCAGCCCCGUGUUGCCGGGCCUGGGCCCCAGACAGCCGGGGGCCGUCCCUGUGGACUCCAAGCGCCCGAGCACCCCACAGACGGCCCAGGAGGCGCCUGGGUGGAGAGAGACAGGGCCAGAGGCCAGGCCUGCAGCCCGGGAGCUCCUGGGGGCCAACUCAGUGGUCAAAGGCUCCGUUCCUGCCGCAGCUCGCCCUCCGGCCACCACCUCCUCCCAUGGCCCCCUGGGGAGCUCCGCCAGGCCCAGGGUCCCAGUGGGGCCUGUGGGUGGCGAAACCAGCAUGCGUGUGACCAACAGCUCUCCAACUGGGUGGUCAUCGCCGGCACAGGACACGGUGGCAGUCAGCCCCUGUCCUGCUAGGACCCCGAGUGCCCUGGGCCCUCGCCUGGCUACACAACAAGGCCGGGAAGCCCCCCGAAUGCCAGUCCCCCUGACCAAGCUCAGCUCCAGCCCGGUGUCUCCAGGCCCAGUGGAAGCCCCAGCCUGGACUCCUUCAGCCUCCAGGACGCAGCAGGCCCGGGAGAGGUUCCUGCAGGCGCCCGGAGCCCCCAGCGCCCCCAGCGCCGCGCCCGCCGGCAGGGCCCCUGCUGCAGCCAGUGCGCCCUCUGGGGCCGACCGCAGGGAACAAGCGCUGAGCUGCCUCCGGAAGGCCCUGCCGGGGCUCGGGGGUGCUGGCACUCUGGAGCCUGGCAGGGGGUUGGGCGCUGGGAACCAGCCGCUAAGGGAGGCUGAGGCUUCUGCUGGGGCCCAGCGGGCGGGGCUCCUGGAGUCACCUGCGCCUCAUGCCCGCUCUCGCACCCACAGGCCCUCCCCAGCUCCUUCCCCUGCUUCGAACCGCCUCUCCCCAGCGGACAGGCCGCCGGCAAGUCCAUCCGCCAAGCUGGCACAGUUGGCGUCUCCCCAGGCCCUUAGCCCCCCUCCCAGGCCUGAGCUGCCAGCACCCCCGAGUGUGGGCACCACCGCCAGGGCACCCACGCCGCCCCAGGCGGGCAGGAAGAGCUCCACGGUGUCCUCCGGGCCCAGCAGGGCAGGUGCUGCCCCCCGGCUGCAGCCAGAGGCCCCGCAGGCCAGGGGCCCCAGUGCCAACCCCCAGGAAGGCCAGGAGGAUGGGCCAGCAGGAUGGAGGGGCCGCCUGAAGCCCGUGGAGAAGAAGAGCCCAGCGGAGAGAGCCACGAAGCUGAUGGAGCCACGGGAGCCGGGGGAGCCGAGGGCAGGGGGUGCACCCCAGAAGGCCCCUGGGAACUCCAAGGGGGGUGUCUGCAUCACCAUGACGCCUGUGCGGCCUGACAGGACCCCAGGCCCGGCCGGCCACCAGUCCAGCCUCCCAGCAGUGGGGUCCCCUUCCCCGGCCCCCUCGCCGGCCCCCUCGCCGGCCCGCCGCAAGAAGCUGGCCGUCCCUCAGAGCUUGGACGUUUCUGGCGACUGGCUCCAGCCCAGACCCUUGCAGCAGGAAGCCCCAGCCCGGAGCUGGAAGGAGGAGAAGCCCCCUCAGGACAAACCAGGGAGGCCCUUGGGCCCGGCCAACGUUCCUGUUCCACCUGGCAAGGCCGUGACCUCCCCUGUCAGGCUGCACCCCGACUACCUGCCCCAGGAGGAGGUCCAGAAGCAGUUGCAGCAAAUCGAGAGGCAGCUGGACGCCCUGGAGCUCAGGGGCGUGGAUCUGGAGAAGCGUCUGCGGGCGGCCGAGGGGGAUGCCUCGGAGGACGCGCUCAUGGUGGACUGGUUCCGGCUCAUCCAUGAGAAGCAGCUGCUGCUGCGGCUGGAGUCGGAGCUGAUGUACAAGGUCAGGGACCAGCACCUGGAGGAGCAGCAGCUGGACAUCUUGGGGAAGCUGAGCCAGCUGAUGUCCACGCCGGAUCGGCUGAAGUCCCCGCAGGACCAGCAGCGAGAGCAGGACCUCUUGACUCAGUACGUGAGCACUGUCAAUGACCGGAGCAGCAUCGUGGACUUCCUGGAGGAGGACAGGCUCAGAGAACAAGAGGAGGACGAGGUGCUGGAGACCAUGAUCCGGAAGCUGGACCUCCAGAGGAAGAAGCCCAAGUCCAAGAAGUCCUUGUCCAAGAUCUGGUCCCUGAAGGGCAGAAGCAGGACCCCUGAGUGAGCCGCCUGGCUGGCUGCUGGCCUGACCUGUGGGCCGGGCAGGGCGGGCACUGUGGGGUGGACCUGACCACCCUCUGUGUGGUCCAAGUGGCCUCA
Messenger RNA from Molossus molossus (Pallas's mastiff bat), 2918 nucleotides. RefSeq names its product MICAL like 2 (gene MICALL2). The coding region runs from base 1 to 2823 and encodes 940 amino acids. Gene Ontology annotation, molecular function: protein binding. The transcript has 17 exons. The record is from RefSeq and is a predicted model, not a curated record. Lineage: Eukaryota; Metazoa; Chordata; Mammalia; Chiroptera; Molossidae.